This is a messenger RNA of Candidozyma auris, 1089 nucleotides long. Its product is annotated as leucine carboxy methyltransferase. The coding region runs from base 1 to 1089 and encodes 362 amino acids. NCBI's taxonomy places the organism in Eukaryota, Fungi, Ascomycota, Pichiomycetes, Serinales, Metschnikowiaceae. Gene Ontology annotation, molecular function: protein C-terminal leucine carboxyl O-methyltransferase activity. The record is from RefSeq and is a predicted model, not a curated record. Gene Ontology annotation, biological process: C-terminal protein methylation. The transcript has a single exon.
AUGUCCAUGCUAUCUAUCCGAGAAAAAAAGGACAAGCUCAUACGAGCAACCGACUUAGAUGCCCUCAGCUGUCGCCAUUGCGCCAAUCAAAAGGGCUAUUUUGUUCCUACAGAUACUUAUAUUCAAGAUAUGCUCGACUCCUAUGAGCAAAAUCUUCCAUUCUGUCACGGUUACACGGCAUUAUCUGCUGGUAGAGCAUUGAGGUCUCUUUUCAAUGACCCAAAAUAUCCAUUGAUCAACAGAGGUACUUACUUCCGCACAAAACUGAUCAACACCGUUGUUGAGCGCUUCAUCAGCUCCUAUGAGAAAUGUCAGAUCGUGUCUCUAGGAGGUGGUUCUGAUACAAGGGCUUUUCGUGUGCUAGAGGAGCACGGAAGCAGGGUGAAGUACAUGGAGAUUGACUUUGCCGAACUGGUGAAAAUCAAAAAGUGGGCUAUCAUGCACAGUCCAGUGCUUCUGAAGAUAGUUGGCCUGGAGUUGCAGUCGCUCACAGUGAAAGAUAAACAAUCCUUCAUUGAUAUGGAACCCGAGCUCCAUACCCCGAAUUAUGAUUUAGUGGCCCUUGAUCUACGUGAAAUUGACGAUUCCGGCGAUGAAGCCAUUCUAGCUCACUUGAAUGAUGACCUUCCGACAUUGGUGAUCAGUGAGUGCGUUCUAUGUUACUUGACACCUGAGGAUAAUGAAAAAAUAGUUGGUUUUUGGCGAAAAAAACUUACAAAUGUGGCAAUUUUGAUGUAUGAGCCCAUGGGGCUUGGUGAUACGUUUGGACUGACAAUGGAGCAGAAUCUAAUUAAUCGAGGUAUUGAUCUCUACACUUUUCAAAAGUAUCCCGAUCUUAGAUCCAGAGAAUCCUUCUUCAAAAAUGUGUUGCAUUUCCAGGUCGUCAAAGCGACUGAUUUGGCGGAGAUUGGUGGCUACACCUCCAAUGAUCUUUCUUGGUUGCUGAGUGAUGAAGUUACUCGAGUUAACAGGAUCGAAAUGAUUGACGAAGUCGAGGAGAUUUCUCUUCUUCUUCGACAUUACUGUCUCAUUUAUGCGCAAAGUGGCGACAUUGCAGCGCAAAUUCUGAGUCUUAAAUGGCUUUUUUGA